Molecule: messenger RNA, 1698 nt
Organism: Musa acuminata subsp. malaccensis (wild Malaysian banana)
Lineage: Eukaryota; Viridiplantae; Streptophyta; Magnoliopsida; Zingiberales; Musaceae
Biological process (GO): pentose-phosphate shunt, non-oxidative branch; pentose-phosphate shunt; carbohydrate metabolic process
Cellular component (GO): cytoplasm; intracellular anatomical structure
Molecular function (GO): transaldolase activity
Source: RefSeq, a predicted model, not a curated record
CCAACUCGGCGUUUGUGUCUUAUCCAGAUCCCCUUACGGACUCCCCGAUCUAAGAGGGUGGUAAAGCAAGUCACCCCACUGUACCGCCGACGAGCCCUGGAAAGCUGGGGAAAUGGCCGUCUCUCUUCCUUCUUCGUCGCCGCUGCCUGCUUCUUUACCCUCCAAUCUCUUAACUCGUUCUCGGCUCCUCUCACCCCUCUCUCAUGCUCUGCAAUUGAAGCGCAGUUUCUCCCUCCGAUCAUCGUCCCUGAGGGUCGGCGCUUUCGCCGCCGAUUCUUCUUCGGCUGUCGGUUCCGAGUUGAGCACGGAGCUGGAUGCGGUGUCGCGCUUCAGUGAGAUCGUCCCGGAUACUGUCGUCUUCGAUGACUUCGAAAGGUUUCCACCGACAGCUGCCACUGUGAGUUCGUCGCUCCUCCUAGGCAUUUGCAGCCUCCCUGACACCAAAUUCAGAAGUGCGAUAGAGACUGCCCUGGCUGACAGCGAAUGCUAUGAGCAGGAUGAUCCCAAUGACAGGCUUUCUUGCUUCUGUGACAAGGCUCUUGUCAAUGUCGGAGCGGACUUGGCCAGAUUAGUUCCUGGUCGUGUAUCAACCGAAGUAGAUGCUCGUCUCGCUUUUGAUGCACAUGGCAUUGUUAGAAAGGUUCAUCGUCUUUUACGGUUAUACUAUGAACUAGAGGUACCUUCAGAGCGUCUGCUUUUCAAAAUUCCAUCUACCUGGCAGGGCAUAGAAGCUGCAAAGUUACUGGAAUCUGAAGGAAUACAAACACAUUUGACCUUUGUCUACAGCUUUCCUCAAGCAGCAGCUGCUGCACAAGCGGGUGCAUCUGUCAUCCAAAUUUUUGUUGGUCGCAUUAGGGACUGGUCUAGAAAUCAUACUGGUGAUCCUGAGCUAGAUGCUAUCUGCAGGAAAGGGGAAGAUCCUGGAUUAGAGCUUGUGGCUAAAGCAUACAAUUAUAUUCACAAAUAUGGACAUAAAUCAAAGUUGAUGGUAGCUGCAAUUCGCAAUAAGCAGGAUAUAUUUAGCCUACUGGGAGUUGACUAUAUGAUUGCGCCUUUGAAGAUAUUGCAGUCUCUAAAAGAAUCAAUCACCUAUCCAGAUGAAAAGUACUCGUUUGUGAGGAAAUUAUCUCCUAGCUCAGCCAUGCCAUACAAUUUUAGUCAAGAAGAGCUUGUGAACUGGGAUCAAGCGAGCUUUUCGUCUGCCAUGGGACCUGCUUCGAAAGAGCUCCUUGCUGCAGGGUUGGAAGGUUAUGCAAAUCAAACUAAGCGUGUCGAGGAGCUCUUUGGGAAAAUAUGGCCACCUCCUAAUGUCUAGUUAUCCUUUGAAUAAGCUUGCAGAAAAGAGUUGCUCUCUUCCUCGGACUAGUAAAUUUACUUCAUGCAGUUGCACCUGCCGAGUUGCUGUUAUGUUUGGUAUUUGAUAACCAACCCUUUUUAAGAGAAACCAAAGACCACCUCAGCAAGAAUCAGUGAAUUACCAAUAUCAAGAAUGAUCUUCAACAGUGAAGGGGUCUCUCCAACUUGCAUGCAGGUGAAUUCGAUAGAACUUAGUAGCAGCAUACCGUUCUACCUUUGGGUUUUCCUUGUUCUGAAGAACUUUUUUACCUCAUCCAUUGUGUAAUAAAACCUUUGAUGUUGAAGCCACUAUGCGAAUUGUUACUGUUAUGUCAUAUAUUUAAGCAGCAGUCUUCGUGGUUA